This is a messenger RNA of Porites evermanni, 390 nucleotides long. NCBI's taxonomy places the organism in Eukaryota, Metazoa, Cnidaria, Anthozoa, Scleractinia, Poritidae. The record is from the annotation of a GenBank genome assembly.
AUGAACGUACCGCAAGCUGCUAAUGUUACACCCAACGAAGUGCUCCAUUACAUUCGCAAUAAUUACAUGAUCGUCCCAGCUUCUAAUCCGCCACUACCGAUGCAAACAAGGCCAAAUGUUAGACCAGCUAGUAGACGCACGAGGGACAUGAGUACCCCUGUGGCGAACACAGUACGUAACUCCAAGUGCCCUUUUACGUAUGAGGUGCAGAAAAAUCUCAAUAUGGUACCUCUAUUUGUAAAUUAUGCUCGUUGUGACGGCUGCGAUACGAGAUGCAAACCGGUGACAUUUACUCAUCAGUUGCUGUCUCGUCAUCAUCAUUGCAAUAAAGUUUGGGUAUGGACCCAAAGGACCUUACCAAUUGCCUUUGUCUGGGUUGACAAAGAGUGA